AUGCAGACUUUAGCACUACGGUGCUCUUCCAAGUCUGAUUUUUUUGAAGCCAAGACUCAUAAGGGUAUUUCUAUUGAGAACGACAUGAGUGAGGAGCGGUUGGGUGAUGCCGGUGGAGCGGACAGCGCUGAGACCUACAGCGACAAAGACACAGACCAAAGGAGCUCCCCGGACAUGAACAAAGCCAAAUCCUGCUUCACCCCCGAGAGCCCAGAGAUCGUUUCCGUGGACGAAGUUGGCUACGCGGUGCAGAAAAACGGCGGAAGCGCCGAGAGCCGCUCAGAGAGCCCCAAGUACCACCCGGAGCAGAACCACCUCCUCAUAGAAGGUCCGUCCGGGACAGUUUCCUUGCCUUUCAGCUUGAAAGCCAACAGGCCUCCACUUGAGGUGCUGAAGAAGAUCUUCCCGACCCAAAAGCCGGCCGUGCUCGAGCUGAUCCUCAAGGGCUGUGGUGGUGACCUGGUGAGCGCCGUCGAGGUGCUGCUGUCCAGCCGCUCUUCAGGAGCCAGCGGGGAGAGAAGCGCCGCAGAGCCCGACGGCCUCGUUUUGCCUCCCAACGGGCACCUUUUCGAGCACACGCUGAGCUCCUACCCCAUCUCCUCCUCCAAGUGGUCUGCCAGGAACCAGUCCAGCCCCUUCUUGCCCAACGACGUGACCCUGUGGAACACCAUGACGCUGCAGCAGCAGUACCAGCUGCGCUCGCAGUACGUCAGCCCCUUCUCCAGCAAUUCCACCAGCGUCUUCCGGAGCUCGCCUGUCCUCCCCUCGCGCUCUGCGGAGGACCCCAGGAUCUCCAUCCCCGAUGACGGAUGCCCCAUCGUGGCUAAGCAACCUAUUUACACAGAAGAUGAGUACGAUGAAAGGUCCGACUCCUCCGACUCAAGAAUACUCAACACAUCUUCCUAG
Molecule: messenger RNA, 906 nt
Organism: Tinamus guttatus (white-throated tinamou)
Lineage: Eukaryota; Metazoa; Chordata; Aves; Tinamiformes; Tinamidae
Source: RefSeq, a predicted model, not a curated record